Messenger RNA from Doryrhamphus excisus (bluestripe pipefish), 1465 nucleotides. It is a transcript of the gene orai1b, whose product is annotated as ORAI calcium release-activated calcium modulator 1b. Gene Ontology annotation, cellular component: membrane. Gene Ontology annotation, biological process: store-operated calcium entry. Lineage: Eukaryota; Metazoa; Chordata; Actinopteri; Syngnathiformes; Syngnathidae. The record is from RefSeq and is a predicted model, not a curated record. Gene Ontology annotation, molecular function: store-operated calcium channel activity.
GGGUAAUGAAAGGUGCAGGCGCUACAGUGCCCAUGAAAAUCAUAGUAGUUUGUAGUUUGAGCCGCUAGCAAUAGCAGUUGAACGUUACAGUUUAGUAUUACAUAUUGUAUAUACUUAGUUGUUAGCAUGCUUAUCGUUCGUUACUCUCGUGUUUUGGAAUAGCAACGACGAGUGCUAACGCGGACGACUAGUGCUGUUUAAAUUAGCAACAUGAGCCUCAAUGAGCAUUCAUUGCAAGCACUGUCCUGGAGGAAGCUCUAUUUGAGCCGAGCUAAACUCAAGGCUUCCAGCCGAACCUCUGCUCUGCUCUCCGGAUUCGCAAUGGUAGCAAUGGUGGAAGUGCAGCUGGACAACAACUACCCGUACCCGCCCGCCCUUCUCAUCGCCUUCAGCGCCUGCACCACCGUGCUAGUAGCCGUGCAUCUGUUCGCCCUCAUGGUCAGCACCUGCAUCCUGCCCAACAUCGAAGCCGUCAGCAACGUCCACAACCUCAACUCGGUCAACGAGUCCCCGCACGAGCGCAUGCACCGGCACAUAGAACUGGCGUGGGGCUUCUCCACUGUCAUCGGUACAUUGCUCUUCCUGGCUGAGGUGGUUCUUCUCUGUUGGGUCAAGUUCUUGCCUAUCAAGCCCAGCAAGUCCAGCAACAACAGCAUUUCCGCCGGCGUGGCCGCCGCCAUCACCUCCACAUCCAUCAUGGUGCCUUUCGGCUUGGUGUUCAUCAUGUUUGCUGUGCAUUUCUACCGCUCUUUGGUCAGCCACAAGACGGACAGACAGUUCCAGGAGCUGGAAGAGCUAUCCAACCUCACUAGGCUGCAGAACGAGCUGGACAAUAGAGGCGACUCCAUUUUGCGGUCUCCGAGCUCACAUUUCCCAUAGACCACAGCUAUUUUCUAAUUUUUGGUUUUCUGGGACCUCACUUCUCUAUGGUAAUACAGUAUAUAUACACGUAUACAUAUGUAUAUACAUACUGUAUGUAUACAGAUUUUAUUUUCGAGAUGUUUGCUCCACAUCAAUAAUGGUAUAAUUGCAUGAAACUUGAAACCACAAAGUCUUAACUGUGAAUGUUGUUUAUCCAUGCACUUGAACUUUGACCCCCGUGUCUUGCCUGCUGCAUUUAUUUACCUGUUGUUUUUGUUUCCCUGUAUUGUGGUCCACAAGUAAUUCAACUUUUAUUUAUGCUGCACACAAGUAAUCCAGCAUCGAAAGUACAUUUAAUGACAUUUAUACAGUUAAGUCAUGUUUUGUUGCUUUACAUGUGACGUUUGCUUUGAGUUUUUUACUGUAUAUUUUUGCAGAACGCAUUGACUGGAGAUGAAAACUGCGUUUUUAUUCAUAACAUAUCCAAGUCAUGAGGCAUGCAGUGAGACUUUAUAAUAUGUAUAAAGCCAAAAGCAAGCUGUCUGCAUAUAUUGAUGUAUAACAGUAUAACUUAUACUGUUGUGCGACCAAUUAAAUGUCUUAA